AUGGGCCGGCAAAAGCAAACCACGCCGCUCCAGCGCAAUCCCUCGUCCCAGUUGAUGCAUACCUUGCCCGACGAGUCUGAAGCAGUGCAGAAACAUGCGAAUGGAGAUGUGAUUGAGCAUGCAGGCACUAACGGCAAAGCUUCUGUUCCAGAGGCCGUCGCGCCGGAGCCAGUCGCCGAUAGCCCUGGUUUGAUGCAGCUGCUCAUCUGCGUCCUCGGUAUAUACGCCGCUUUCCUUUCAUGGGGUGUCCUCCAAGAAGCCAUCACCACCACAACCUACCCCCUGCGCGCCCCAUCCGCCGCCGAACCAGAUCCGCCAACGGAGCGCUUCACGUACUCGCUCGUUCUCAACACGAUUCAGUCCACCUUCGCCGCAAUUACCGGCUUCCUAUACCUCUUCUUCUCCACGCCAAAGGGCCAAAGCGUCCCCUCUAUCUUCCCCACACGCCGUAUCAUCUUCCCCCUCCUCCUCGUCAGCAUCUCCUCCUCGCUAGCCUCACCCUUCGGCUACGCCAGUCUCGCGCACAUCGACUACCUCACCUUCAUCCUUGCGAAAUCAUGCAAACUCCUCCCCGUCAUGGCCCUCCAUCUGACCAUCUUCCGCAAGCGCUACCCACUGUACAAGUACGGCGUCGUCCUGCUCGUCACUCUGGGAGUAGCAACCUUCACCCUGCAUCACCCCGGCACGAGCAAGAAGGUCGCUGCAUCGGCGGCUAAGCAAUCCGGUUCCUCGAUGUGGGGUAUCUUCCUCCUCUCGAUCAACCUGCUUCUGGAUGGCUUGACGAAUACCACGCAAGACCACGUCUUCACCUCGCCCAAGCUCUAUACAAAGUUCACCGGUCCUCAGAUGAUGGUUGCGCAGAACGUUCUAUCAACCGCGUUAACCGCUGCGUAUCUGCUUAUCAUGCCACACAUCUCGCAGAGCGGGAUCUUGCACAAUUUCCUUCCCUUCCCGAUUCCCCCUUCCACGGAGACGGAGCUGUAUUCUGCUAUUUCGUUCCUGUCGCGGCACCCGGAGGCAUUGAAACAUGUACUGGGCUUUGCGGCUUGUGGUGCGGUUGGCCAGUUGUUUAUUUUCUAUACGCUUUCGCGCUUUUCGUCGCUGCUUCUUGUGACGGUUACCGUUACCCGCAAGAUGCUCACGAUGCUGCUUAGCGUGUUUUGGUUUGGACACUCGCUGAAGCCGGGGCAGUGGUUGGGUAUUGUUCUGGUGUUUGGUGGAAUCGGUGCUGAGGCGGUUGUACAGAGACAGGAGAAGAAGGCGAAGGAGAGGGCGAAAUUGGAGGCUGCGAAGAAGGGGCAGUAG
Messenger RNA from Penicillium cataractarum, 1305 nucleotides. RefSeq names its product UDP-galactose transporter HUT1. Bases 1 to 1305 code for a protein of 434 amino acids. Lineage: Eukaryota; Fungi; Ascomycota; Eurotiomycetes; Eurotiales; Aspergillaceae. Gene Ontology annotation, cellular component: Golgi membrane; endoplasmic reticulum membrane. Gene Ontology annotation, biological process: UDP-galactose transmembrane transport. Gene Ontology annotation, molecular function: UDP-glucose transmembrane transporter activity; UDP-galactose transmembrane transporter activity. The record is from RefSeq and is a predicted model, not a curated record. The transcript is spliced from 2 exons.